UUUAGGGUUCACUGUUCCUGACGCGUAUGAUGCUGUUUUGGCAGAGAAGAAGAAAAAGUUGGAUGGUUGUGAUUCAAAUCAGUUGAUCAGAUGGUUCGCUAUGAGGCAAGCUAAAGAACAUGAUUUUUAUUAUGAUUUUCAAUUGAAUGAAGAGAAUCAGUUGAUCAAUUUUUUUUGGAGAGAUGGAAGAAUGCGGUCUGAUUAUGAAGCUUUUGGUGAUUUAUUGAUUCAUGAUACAACUUAUCGUACUAAUAAAUACGAUAUGAUUUGUGGGCCUUUUGUUGGAAUGAAUCUUCACACUCAAAAUAUCAUGUUUGGAGUGGGUUUUAUAUUGAAUGAGAAGGCAGGUACUUUUGACUGGCUUUUUAAUUCUUUUUUGACUUCAAUGGGAGGGAAGCAACCUGUGACUAUCAUGACUGAUCAAUCUUCUGCCAUGGACAAGGCUAUAAGGGAAGUGUUUCCAAAAUCGAGGCAUCGUUUGUGUACAUGGCACAUUGGGGAAAAUGCUGUUGUAAACAUCAAAGGUGUUAUGGCCAAAGAAGGUUUCAAACGUCGGUUUGAUUAUGUUUUGAAAUAUACUGACACAGUUGCUGAGUUCGAGCAUUAUUAGAAUAGGUAAAAAUUAUUUUGCUAAUAGACUGAUUAGUAUUUAAAAUUUUGUUUUGUUCUUUUCAUUCGACGACAUGUUUUUUGUAAUGUUAAAUAGUGUUCUUUUCAUGGUUGAUGAAACUUGUUCUUUUAAUCUGGUAUUUUAAUGUUCUUUUCUUUGUUUAAUAGAGUCCAUACUUCUUGAACUGUGAUUGUGUGUACUUUCUUUUCAAGUUUUAUUGUACUGUAUAUUGUUCUUUUUUUGUCUUCAUUUGUUCUUUGUUUUACUCAGGGUGUUCGUUUUGUGUCUCUGAUUGUUCUUUUGUUCUCCUCGUUUGUUCUUUUGUAGUCUUAUGACUGAUUACAAUUGCAAGACACACAAAUGGAUAGAGAGGUUAUAUGAUUUGAAAGAGAAAUGGUGUCCUGCAUAUAACAAAGAGUGGUUUUCUGGGGGUAUUUUAUCUUCUCAAAGGAGUGAGACGACAAAUCAUUCUAUUUCUAGGAGGUUGCAUAAAACGAAUGGUUUAUGUGAUUUUUAUAAGUGUUUUUUAGAUGUAAUUGAUGAAUGGAGAAGUAAGGAGAACAAGGGAGAUUAUAAUUCUUCUACUGGAAAUAGAUAUUACGCAUGUGCGGAUAACAUGUUAUGUUUGCAUGCGCGGGAUGUGUAUACCAUUGCAAUAUAUUUGAUAUUUGAGCAACGAUUCAUCAAAGCAAUUGGUUUGAGGUGUCAACGCAUUUCCUAUGAGUUUCCAGUUUCUAAGUACAUUGUUGGGCAUCCUACAAAGGAUUUUAUUAGACAUGUUGUGAUGUUUAAUGAGCAAGAGUUGGUUGUUGAUUGUACUUGCAAGUCAUAUGGAGAGAUAGGAGUUCUUUGUUCUCAUAUUCUUCGAGUUUUCAUUGUCCAUAAUGUUGAAGAGAUUCCCAAACAAUACAUUAUGAAGAGAUGGACCAAAAAGGCUAUGAACAUGAUUGUUGAAGAAGGAGAAGAUAGAGAUAAUGAAGUAAGUGUUGUUUCUGCUUCAGUUUGGAGGAUGCAAAGCAUAAGAAAUUGCAUUAAAGUUAUAAAUGAAGCUCAACAUUGUCCGGCUGCAAGGAAGCUUAUUGAUUUGGGUGUGUUGGAUAUGUCAUGCAAAGUGAAGGAGUAUAUUGGUGGUGUUGAAGGGGAUGGUAAUGUAUCAAACAAGUAUGUGCGAGAAGAAACUCUACUUGAUGGCAUUGAGCCUUCAACAGACACAGUUUUGCCGGAUGUUGUUGAACCGAUUGCUGAAAAAGUCAUUCCAACAAUGAUUCAAAAUCCACCAAAGCGAAAGAGGAAGAUUAAGAACGGGACUGAAAAGGCUAAUGAGAGGAAUGUGAGACCUAAAGGAAUUGUUGAGAAGAAACGCAAUAAACUGAAAGGUUGGAACAAGAGAAGAGAAAGACAUGUUGAUAAUUUGAGGGAGGAAACUCAGUCUACUGAUCAGUGUAUCAUAAAUUUACCUGUUGGUGGGGUUUUGGUUCAUCCAACAUCUUCAAAUUCACAAUUGGAAGCAUAUGUUCCAGAUGAUUAUUUUGGAGUACACAUACAACCUUUGUAGAUUCAUUUACGAUUGGUAAUAUUUUUAUUUUUAGUUUGUUGUGUUUUUAAUCAUUUGUUUUUGUAUUCUCAAUAAUGUUCUUUUACUCUUUUGAUGUAUAUUUUUACGGGCUACUGAUGUUUGGC
Molecule: messenger RNA, 2290 nt
Organism: Spinacia oleracea (spinach)
Lineage: Eukaryota; Viridiplantae; Streptophyta; Magnoliopsida; Caryophyllales; Amaranthaceae
Product: protein FAR1-RELATED SEQUENCE 5-like
Exons: 3
Coding region: 942-2165 (407 amino acids)
Molecular function (GO): zinc ion binding
Source: RefSeq, a predicted model, not a curated record